Dromiciops gliroides (monito del monte) is the source of this 1783-nucleotide messenger RNA. Its product is annotated as eukaryotic initiation factor 4A-I-like. Gene Ontology annotation, molecular function: RNA helicase activity; RNA binding; ATP binding. NCBI's taxonomy places the organism in Eukaryota, Metazoa, Chordata, Mammalia, Microbiotheria, Microbiotheriidae. The coding region runs from base 293 to 1069 and encodes 258 amino acids. The transcript has a single exon. The record is from RefSeq and is a predicted model, not a curated record.
ACCUCUUUGGUAGUGUUCUUCUCAUGUCAGUCAGGGACAUAGCAGCAGUCCAAGUUCAUCCCAGCUUGAUGCUUUGCUUCGUGGUCAUAGCUGGUUCAUGCCCUGGGCACAUAACUAUCCACUAAUCUUAGGAGGGAAAGGAAUAUUGGUUACUGAUAACCAGUGAGAAAUUUGAAGUUAAAGUUGGAAGAAAAUAGGGAAAGUGAACUCAUGUCAUGUCAUGGUUCAUCUACAAUCAAAAGGAAUGUAGCUACUCCAUGUUUCAGUGAAAGCCAACAUCCAAAAGGUAGUGAUGGCACUUGGAGACUACAUGGGUGCUUCAUGCCAUGUCUGCAUUGGAGGAACAAAUGUUCGGGCUGAAGUUCAGAAGUUGCUGGGCACCCCAGGCUGUGUCUUUGACAUGCUUAACCGGCGAUACUUAUCUCCUAAAUACAUCAAACUGUUUGUUCUGGAUGAAGUAGAUGAAAUGUUGAGUCAUGGUUUUAAGGACCAGAUCUAUGAUAUAUUCCAGAAACUCAGUGGCAAUACUCAGGUGGUGCUCCUGUCAGCCACCAUGCCCUCAGAUGUGCUGGAAGUGACCAAGAAGUUUAUGAGGGAUCCUAUCAGGAUUCUAGUCAAGAAGGAGGAGUUGACAUUGGAAGGCAUUCAUCAGUUUUACAUAAAUGUGGAACGAGAGGAGUGGAAGCUAGAUACCUCGUGUGAUCUGUAUGAAACGCUGACUAUUACCCAAGCUUUUAUCUUCAUCAAAACCCGCCGAAAGAUGGAUUGGCUUACUGAGAAAAUGCAUGCCCGUGACUUUACUGUGUCUGCAAUGCCUGGAGACAUGGACCAAAAAGAACGUGAUGUAAUCAUGAAGGAGUUUCGAUCAGGUUACAGUCGGGUGCUUAUUACCACUGACUUAUUGGCUAGAGGCAUUGAUGUUCAGCAAGUAUCUUUGGUUAUUAAUUACGACCUUCCCACCAACCAGGAGAAUUAUAUUCAUAGAAUCAGCCAUGGUGGGCAUUUUGGUCGUAAAGGUGUGGCCAUUAACAUGGUGACAGAGGAAGACGAGGAUUCCUCGAGACAUUGAGACCUUCUGUAACACCUGCAUUGAAGAGAGGCUUCUCAAUGUGGCUGACCUCAUCUGAGGGCCUUCCCCACCUAAUUUCACCCAGGGCCCUGCUCUCUGGGAUGGGGGGAAGGGGAGCUGGAUGGGAGGAGGGAAGAAGAGAUGGACACCUUUGUGAUUUUUUCCUUUUUUUUUUUUUUUUUUGACUUUGAAUAAAUGUCAAUUUUUGAGGCAAAAAAAAAAAAGUUCUCUAGGGUUGAAGUAGGUCUGGGUGCUGAGAGGACUGGUCACUGAGGAUCCAGAUGUUUUAUUGACUUUUCAUAUUUAAAUGUAGAAACACAUUCCAAAGCCAACUACAUUUUCUUUUAUGAUCCACAUCUCUGUUCUCUCACCUUUUCCCUAUCCCCAUUAACAUGAAUAAUCUAGAAGUAGUUCUGUUAGUAUGUUUGGAAACAAGUGAGAUAUUGAUUUGUUCAAACAACAUUUAUUCAGCACCUACUAUGUAUAAAACAUGCUGAGAGAGAGUUUUAGAUAAGAGGUCUCUGUCUUUACUGAUCUGAUAUUAUUGAAUAAAUUGCUAGGUGUGGUCUGGGGAAGAAGAUUCUUCCCGGUAGAGGAUCAGGGAAGACUUUAUGUAAGAGGUGGCAUUUGAAAGGGUUUGAUAGAGUUCCUCAGACUGGAUUCCAUUAAAAAGUGCACUGAUCUGGCAAUCAGGAGGCCUAGCUUCUAGUUCUG